This is a messenger RNA of Acromyrmex echinatior (Panamanian leafcutter ant), 1776 nucleotides long. RefSeq lists its product as uncharacterized. The record is from RefSeq and is a predicted model, not a curated record. Lineage: Eukaryota; Metazoa; Arthropoda; Insecta; Hymenoptera; Formicidae.
CAUCAUGGCUUGGCCGGCAGCGACGACCCUGACGAGUCUCCUGAUGUUGCUGCUUAUAAUGAUCACGGACAGUUUCUCGCCCAGGAUCAUCGCCACCACCCAAGCACCCUUUGGCAGGAUUCUGAAGGCUGUGAAACUCCCCGGAGGAUAUAUGGAAGUGGUCCAGGAACAAAGAUGCUCCCACGGUCUGCUGAGAUUGACAUGCAGAUCGUUGAGAGCUUUCAUCUUUAUUCUGGAGGCGGAAUAUCGCGCGAAUCACACGGAAUUCUGUCAGAAAGAAUCGAAAAGUUUGAAAGAAGAGCUCAAAAUGUGGACGAACAAAGGUAGCACGCGGAAACGGACGGACAUGCAAGAGCUCAAAGGAAACUACAUUCUCGACGAUGAGGACAUCCAGGCAGACAUUGUCGAUAUCAGAUCAUCCUUGAAUAAAAGGUGCUCUGGUCAAAAACACUGUCGCUACAACGUGACUAUCGAACAUCCAGGAGCACAUUCAUGGGUUCCAGGUGAAAUUUUAUUAAAAUACGCGUGCAUACCUGAAGUUGCAGUUAAACGAUACUGCAAUCAGCAGGUGAAAGUGAUUAGUGAAGAUGGCGGUUACCUCAACACCCCGGGUUACCCUCUAUACUACAUUGGAGAAACAUGCGGGUGGACUUUCAGGACAUUUAAUGAUCAGAGGAUAAUUUUAACAUUUCACGACUUGAAUAUCCGUGGUCCAGAUGCUGAUGGAAACUGCAUGGACAUCGUGAGAGUGCGGGAUAGCGGCAGCACUCUCUUCGAGUUCUGCGGCACCGCCGCGGGUGUGCGAGUUGUCUCGUAUUCGAACGUGUUGACCCUCGACUUUGUCGCUUCAAAGAGGUUUUACAACGCUCGGGGCUUUUUGCUGCAGUAUCAAGUGCUCGGCUGUCCGGAGGUCUUGGCGCCGAACGGAAGUUACGUGUCGAACGGUACAUUGACUUCACGGACAUUCUUGUGCAAGUCGGGCAGCGUGUUUCCCGACAGCAAGGAGAGAAAAAGAACGCUCGAAUGUAAGAAUGGCAAGUGGAACGAGACCGCUACCAAGUUACCCAAUUGCGUAGCCACGUCAGCGGUGAUAGUGAAGUCAGAAAACGAGCACCAUCAUCUAGCAAGUAUCUCCGGGGAUAACAUCCUUGGAACGGGGGUGAGAAUAGGACGUGGCGAGGACGCAGUCGCGAGUGGUAGCGUCAGCCCCGUUAUGGAUUCGGCGCAAUCGGCCAUGAUGAAGCAAGCGGACUACGUCGUAGAUGUUGUGCUGCCAACGGUCCUAAUUGCUUUGCUGUUCGUCGGCAAUGCGAUCAUCGUUUAUAUCAUCUUCCAGUUUAGAAAGAGGAAACUCUCAGCCACUAAUCAGGGCGAAGAGAUGGCCCUUCGGGGUCCACCCGACGUACCCAAUGUGUGAUUCUAAGGAUCCAGAUUAAUCAUGCACGUGGUGAGCGGUACCGACAAGAAGUCACCGAUGUCCACGUAGAGAUUGGGAGCCAUCAUGAAAAUCGCUGCAGGAUUGAUCCCCCGAUUCUCGAAGGAAGACUUCGAAGUUCUCGCGAUGAUCCUUUGCAAUUAAUUGAAAAGCUGCGCCCAAAAAGGCGAAGAGAUAUGCGUCUAUUCGCAACAUUCGAAGUCGUGUGCGUGCAUUCUGCCGUGCAAAACGUGGCUGCUCGAAUUCCGAGAUCCUUCGCUCAUAUCAUCCGCAUUAAUUUGAAAAAAUAAUGUUUGGACGACGUUACGCUGGACACUAAAAAUGCGUGAAGAAUGUAGAUU